AUGCCACGACUAAAGGCCGCGACUGUUUCUGAUCAGACGAACCGGAAGCGAAAGCGAAAGACUCACGACGAUGGCGAGACCCCAGUUCCUGAAGGCGCAGAGCCUGACGAUGUGCUCGAAGCCACGACUACUACAACCGUACCCACGAAGACGCACGACGGGGGAAAGAAGCCGCGGCGCAUUUCAAAGAAAAACGGCACCGAUAAACCGACUCUUGCGCGACAAAGCUCUUUCACAGUCGUCGAAACCUCGAUACCGUGGCCAGACCACUUUACAAAGCUAGCUCAAGUACAUCGCGCAUUGAACCUGGUGUAUACAUUUCUGUGCACGCGCAAGCACCUGGCGACGACGCUUGACAAUCUAAAAAGCACAGUCGAGGGGAACAUACAAAGAGAGCUGCUGGUUGAGGAUGUGGCUCAGAUCACGGCAUUGAUCCCAAAGGCGAUCAACUUUGCAUAUGUGGACGAAGCGAUGCUCCAGAUCAACUUGAUGGGCUCGGAAGACAACCUACACGGAAGACGCACAACAGACUUUGCUAUACUCGAGCCCGAACCAGAACGAGGCGAACACAAGGAGGUGUUGCUGUUCGAGUUCAUCGACGGCGAUUUGAAGCGCCAGGUCCAGCAUAAGAAGACAGGAGAGCCUACCAAGGCCACGACCAAGCUGCGGAAUGAAGACCUCAAGAUGCCGGUGUUCAGUCAGAAGCAGAUGAUGAACUUGAUUGAAAAGAGGAACGCCAAGUUUACUUCGGCGAUUAAUGCUUUCUUGAACCAGUGCGCCGAAGAGAGUGUCGAUGCGGUUGAAAAGAUCAAGGAGGUGUCACGGGCUUUUAUUCCGAUGCCGGCUGAGAGUAGGGCGUCAACUCCUGGUCCAGAGAAAUCAUUACUUCCGUCCUCGAUACCUACAGAACGCAAGCCUAUCCCGGAAAUCCUGAACGAAAUCAAGACGCUUGACUGGUAUACUGGCCAAAUUGUACCAGAUGGCCAUCGUGUCUUUGAUCCUCAGGAACCUGUGUAUGGUGAUCUCAACUUUGCCAUGUCGCAGAAUCUCGUCAACGCUCUUUACAAUACGAAGAACAUUACCCAGUUGUACGCGCACCAGGCGGAAGCAAUCAACAAUCUCUACGAUGGCCACAAUGUGAUUGUGUCUACAUCGACGAGCUCUGGUAAGUCGCUAAUCUAUCAAAUACCGGUGCUGCAUCAGCUAGAGCAAGAGCCGAAUACCAGAGCCAUGUACAUUUUUCCUACUAAGGCACUGGCUCAAGAUCAGAGGAAAAGCAUGAAGGAGCUUCUGCGGUUCAUGCCUGGAUUUGAGGAUGUUCUGGUCGAGACUUUCGAUGGCGAUACGCCAAUGGGUGACCGUAACUAUAUCCGCGAUGAAGGGCGCAUCAUUUUUACAAAUCCCGACAUGCUGCACAUCAGCAUUCUACCGCAAGAAGAUUCAUGGCGCACGUUUCUGCAAAAUCUCCGGUUUGUGGUGGUGGACGAGCUGCAUGUAUACAACGGGCUGUUUGGGGCACAUAUGGCAUUCAUCAUGCGCCGCCUGCGAAGGAUAUGUGCGGCUGUGGGAAACCGCCACGUCAAGUUCAUCUCGUGCUCGGCUACGGUUGCAAAUCCAGAAGAGCAUAUGAAGACCAUCUUCGGAGUCGAACAAGUCAAGUUGACGGAUUUUGAUGGAUCGCCUUCUGGUCGCAAAGAGUUUGUUUGCUGGAACACGCCGUUCAAAGACCCCGGAGACCCUACCUCUGGGCGCGGGGACUGCAUGGCCGAGACGGCAAAGCUGUUCUGUCAGCUCAUGCUAAGAGGAGUCAGGACCAUUGCAUUCUGUCGUGUACGAAAACAGUGCGAGGCGUUACUGGCAGCUGUCAAGACGGAACUGACGAACCUGGAAAGACCCGAAGUCAUCCCGCGGGUCAUGUCGUAUCGAGGUGGAUAUACGCCACAAGACAGGCGAGAGAUUGAACGGGAGAUGUUUGACGGAAAGCUCUGUGGCAUCGUGGCUACGAGUGCGCUCGAGCUCGGUGUGGAUAUCGGAUCUUUGGAUGCAGUUGUUACCGUGGGCUUCCCAUACACGAUUGCCAAUCUUCGCCAGCAGAGCGGACGUGCUGGCCGAAGAAACAAGGACUCUCUAUCAGUGUUGGUUGGCGACUGCUUUCCUACCGAUCAAUACUACAUGUCCAACCCAGACGAAAUCUUCACGAAACCAAACUGCGCACUGCAGGUCGAUCUGGAGAACAUGCUUGUUGUGGAAGGCCAUGUUCAAUGCGCCGCCCACGAGAUGCCGAUCAACGUGGAAGCUGAUAUGGACUAUUUUGGCCCUCUGCUUCCCAAGAUUGCCCGCGAGCGCAUGCGCCGUGACGACGAAGGCUUCUACCACGUCAAUCCGCGCUUCCUUCCCCAGCCCUCUCGCACGGUGGCGAUCCGUGAUACAGAAGAGGAUCACUUUGCCAUAAUCGACACGACAAAUGGCAAAAACACUGUUCUUGAAGAGCUGGAGGCCAGCAGGGCUUUCUUUACGCUGUAUGAAGGUGGUAUUUUCUUACACCAAGGCAACACGUAUCUGGUCAAGGAGUUCUCCCCCGAGCGGAUGCUUGCAAAGGUCGAGCACGUCAAGGUGGAUUGGACAACGCAGCAGCGUGACUACACGGACAUUGACCCUGUUGAGACUGAAGCCAUACGCCGGAUCCCUGGGUCACGGUCAAAAGCUUUCUACGGACCGAUCAAGAUUCAGCAGGUUGUGUACGGCUUCUUCAAGCUCGACAAAAGACGGCGGAUAUUGGAUGCCGUGCAAGUUGAUAACCCGCCCAUUGUCCUCUUCAGCAAGGGGAUGUGGCUCGACGUGCCCAAGUCGGCCAUGGAUAUUCUCAGGUCACGGCGGCUCAACAUUGCAGCCGGCAUUCAUGCUGCAGAGCACGCAGUUCUGUGUCUGAUGCCCAAUUUUGUCAUUUCGAUGCCGGGCGACGUGCGGACAGAAUGCAAAGUACCUGAAAAGGAGUUUUUGCAAAAGGAAUCGACGAGGAAGCGGCCAGCGCGGCUUACCUUUUACGAUGCAAAGGGGGGCGCAAGUGGUUCUGGGAUCAGCACUAAAGCGUUUGAGUUUGUGGACACGCUGCUUCACCAGGCGUGCCAGAGGCUGACUACCUGUCACUGUCUGGAGGGGUGCAAUGAAUGCUGCAAUGACGAUGCGUGCAAGCAGUCGAACCAAGUCAUGUCCAAGGCGGGUGCCAUGGUCAUCAUCAUGUGUCUGCUGGGCAAGGAAAGACAAAUCGACGUCGACGCGCUGCCCUGGGGCGAGGAGGAUGUAGAGCAGGGCUUCGACACGGUGGUCGAGGCAGCGGGGGUAAGGAUGGCAGAGGGCAGGGUCAGGGAUGGUGGGACGUUGCCUGGGGAGGGCGACGAUGAGAAGAUGGUGAGGGCGAAGCUUGUCGAUGGCGUGUGGAUCAAGGAGGAAGAAGACGACGAGGAUCAUUUCAGCAGGAGCAUACACAUGUACCGGGGAGAGCGGACGUUUAUUGGGGUGCACCGAUAG
This is a messenger RNA of Exserohilum turcica Et28A, 3528 nucleotides long. RefSeq lists its product as uncharacterized. Gene Ontology annotation, molecular function: nucleic acid binding; ATP binding. The record is from RefSeq and is a predicted model, not a curated record. The coding region runs from base 1 to 3528 and encodes 1175 amino acids. The transcript has a single exon. Lineage: Eukaryota; Fungi; Ascomycota; Dothideomycetes; Pleosporales; Pleosporaceae.